This is a messenger RNA of Rubroshorea leprosula, 4227 nucleotides long. The record is from the annotation of a GenBank genome assembly. NCBI's taxonomy places the organism in Eukaryota, Viridiplantae, Streptophyta, Magnoliopsida, Malvales, Dipterocarpaceae.
GCCACAUUCCCUUGUCUAGAAGAACUGGAAUUGAAAAACAAUGAUAUUACGAAGGAGAUAUGGCAUGGACAAUAUCCAGGGGAUUAUUUUCCCAAACUAAAAGUUCUUAAACCCAUCCAAUUACCUGAGCAAUCAGUUGUCCAACCUUUCCUCUUUCAGUCACCAAAUCUUGAAAAGCUUGUUGUUAGUGAAGCUUCGUUUCUUGAACUAUUCCAGUGUCAAGGACUUGGUGAUAAGGCAAAACCUGCACUUGCACUUACUGAGUCAAGUGAAUUAAGGUUAUCUGAACUUUUGGAAUCAGUUUUCUAUAACCUGAAAACCCUGGAAGUGUUACAGUGCAGCAACUUAAAGAAUUUGGUGCCAUCCUUCGUAUCUUUCAAGAAUUUGACAACUUUGGAAGUAUCUGCAUGUCAUGAACUCAUAAAUUUAAUUGAAUACUCAACAGCCAAAAGCAUGGUGCAGCUCACAAAAAUGAGUAUAAGUAAAUGUCAAAUGCUAAAAGAAAUUGUGGCGUGUGUGGGUGAAGAAGUUAAGGAUGGCAUUGCUUUCAUCCAACUCAAGUAUUUGCUACUUCGUGGUCUACCAAGACUAGCAAGCUUUUGCUCAGGGAAUUGUGGCUUUGAACUUACAUCUUUGGAAGAAGUAAUUGUGAUGGGUUGCCCAAAUAUGCACAUCUUCUCUCGAGGGGAAUGCAGCACCACUAAUAAACUGCAAAAAGUGAAAUUGACUCUGGAUGAAGAUGAAGGGUUCUGGGAAGGCAACCUUAACUCCACCAUAAAAAGGAUGUUCACAGAAAAGGCUAGAUGUUAUGGGUUGGAGGAUUUGAAACUUUUCGAAUUUCCUGAAUUGAUUGAAAUUUGGUACAAGAAGCCUCAAGAAAACUUGCCUUUCAAAAGGCUUAAAUUUCUAGAAGUUUCAAGUGAACAAAGGCCUGAAACACCUACUCAACCUUUCUUCAGUGAGAAGGUUGUGUUACCAAAUCUAGAGGAGCUGCAAUUACGUUGGAUGAAUGUUAACAUCAAAUGGCACCCUUCAAUAACACAUUUAUGUGUGGAGAAACUGAAGAAAUUGAUCAUUCAAGGCUGUGAUAAUUUGGAGUAUUUAUUUUCAUCUUCUAUAGCUAGAGGUCUAGUGAUGCUCGGUCUAGUUGAAAUAAGGGAGUGUAAGAGGAUGAGAGAGAUAAUUGUCACAGAUAAUGCAGAAGAAAAAGAGAAUUUAAUUUUUCCUCAAUUGAACUUCCUAUUGCUAAAAGACCUUCGAAACAUUGUUGGAUUCUACUCAGGGAAUUGUAUUGUUGAAUUUCCAUCCUUGAAGCAAUUGCAAGUACUGAACUGCCCAGAGUUAGAAGGAUUCAUUGUUAAAUAUUUUGCAAGCACAAAUAUCACUGAUGACAAACAACCAUUCUUCAAUGAACAGGUUGCUUUUCCCAGCUUGGAAAGUCUGACUCUUACCCACUUGAAAAACUUGAAUAUCAUAUGGCACAACCAAUUCCAUGCAGAUUCCUUUGGCAAACUAAAAUCAUUAACGAUUGAAAAUUGUGAGAAGUUAUCCACUGUUUUUCCAUCUGCUGAUAUGCUGGGAAGAAUAUGGAAAUCCCUAGAGAAGUUAAUUUUAUCUUUUUGUGGCUCGCUAGAAGUAGUAUUUGGAAUUGUCGAGUUCAAUGUCAAACAAACACAUGCUAUAAUAGACACAAAGUUGAGAGAAUUGAAUAUUUAUGCUAUACCAAAAUUGAAGUAUGUGUGGAAUAAGGAUCCCCAAGGCAUACUCACUUUCCACAGCUUGGAAUCAAUAGAGGUACAACACUGUGGCAGACUCCAAAUUUUGUUUCCAGCUUCAAUAGGCAAAAGCCUUUCGCAACUUCAAAAGCUACAUUUAUGGAGGUGCGGGGUGGAGGAAAUUGUUACAAUAGGAGAACAGGGAAUUGAAGCAAUUGUUAACUUUGAACUUCCUCGAGUAUCAAGUCUUGAACUUGGGGGGCUACCACGACUCCAAUGUUUUUAUCCAGGGCAGCACACAACAGCGUGGCCAAUGUUAAAAAAGUUUUACUUUUCCUGUUUCAAUCAAGUAAAGAGAACAGAUGGCAGUUGGCAACUUGACUUCCCUGUACAACUAUCGCUUUUCUCCAUAGAGAAGCUCACAUCUCAGUUGGAAGAAUUGUCAUUAACAAGACAUGACAUUACAGUGAUAUGUGAACACCAAUUUAAAGAAGACCUCUCUUUCAAUAUCAAAGUCCUUCAAAUUCGUGAUUAUCUUGAUAAUGAGUCAGAUGUUUUACCCAUCAAAUUCCUACAAAGAUUCUGCCAUCUAGAAGAUCUUGUCGUGAACUGUUGUAAUUUUAAAGAGCUGUUCCCUUCAAAAGGAGAAGUUGAAGAACAAGAGAAAGACAUUGAAAUUGAGACACUCUCAAGGAUUAAAACAUUAAAUCUAACGAUCCUUCCACAUCUCAAGCAUAUAUGGAGCCAUGACUCAUCAAUUGUUCUUCAAAAUCUUGGAACUCUUCGAGUUUUUAGAUGUGAGAGUUUGAUUAGCUUGACAACAUCACCUGCCUCUUUCCAGAAUCUCGUAACUUUGAAUAUAAUCAGCUGUGGAGCAAUGUGCCCAAAAUUGAUGAUCUUCAAUGAGGGUGACCUAGACACACCACUACUACAGAGAGUAGAAUUAAUUGAAGGAGAGGACAAGUGGCGUUGGGAAGGUGACCUUAAUACCACCAUACAAAGAAUGUAUAUGGAAGAGGUUGGAUUUGCUGGGUUACAACAUUUGAUGCUGUCAAAUUUUCCCAAGUUGUUGGAAACAUGGCAUAUCAAGAAUCCUCAAGAACUCUUAGAUUUUAGACAACUUCAGGUGUUGGAAAUUUGUGAUUGUAGCAAGUUCAGUCAUAGUCUUGAGCUUCCACAAUUAAGUGAUUUUAUUGUAAAGGACUGCCCAAAGAUGGUCACAUGUGCUGCUUCUACAUCCUCAGAAGAGCACGACAAAGAGGACUAUCAAUACCUCCUUAGCAGCAAGGUAGAGACUCCUAACUUGGAGUUUUUGAGUUUGUCUUCGAAUAACAUUCAACAAAUUUUGGACAAUUCAAUUCUAGAAAUCUCUUCUUUUGUCCAAAAUUUAAGAAAGUUGUGUGUGGAGGGUUGUGGUAAUUUGGAAUAUCUAUUGACAUCCUCUAUGGUUAAGAGUUUUGAGCAACUGAAUUGGCUUAAGAUUUGUGAUUGUAAUAUGAUGGAAGAGGUAAUACAUGUAGAAGAAUCAAUGGAUGAGGAAAGGAUGUGCAAGAUUUUCUUCCCUAACCUGGAGUUCCUAUUGCUCCAAGACCUUCCAAAACUCACAAGAUUUUGUUCUGGAAAUUACUUGGAAUUACCAUGCCUUUGGAAACUUAAGAUAAGCAAGUGCCCUGUGCUGAAGACUUUCAUCUCUAGCUUCUUUUUUGGAGACAUGAUAGCUAGUUCUGAAAAUGUCAAAAACACUUGUACACUUUCUCUCUUUGAUGCAAAGGUGGCAUUCCCCAAAUUAGAGCGUUUGGUAAUUGAACAUGUGAAGAGCUUGAAUAAGAUAUGGAACAACCAGCUCGAAGUAGAUUCUUUUUGCCAACUAACUUUGGUGAGUGUGGUUUCAUGUGAAAAGUUAUUAAAUAUUUUCCCAUUUAGUAUGUUGAAAAGGCUUCAGAGACUAGACAAGCUCCAAAUAUGGAACUGUGAUUCACUUGAAGAGAUACUUGAGUCUCAUGAACCUGGUGUUAGCCAAUCACAAGCUCAAAAGGCCACUCCGCUACCUUUGUUGGAAACCGUCACAUGCUUGGAGGAUGAUGUGAAGGAUAAGAUUGUCUUUAGCAAACUCAAGUAUUUGCAACUUUGUGGUCUGCCUAGACUUUCAAGCUUUUGCUCGGUUAAAUGCAAGUUUGAGUUCCCAUUUUUGGAAGAUGUGAUUUUGAUGGAUUGUCCAAGUAUGCAGACUUUCUCCAUGGAUGAAAUAAGGACACCAAAAGUACAAAAAGUAAAAUUGACUAGAGAUGAAGAUGAAGGCUUUUGGGAUGGCAACCUAAACUCGACCAUACAACUACAGUUCAUGUAAAAGAGUCAAGGUGAUUCUAAAAAUUGAGAUCAAAGAAAUUGCGGCUCAUGUCCUUUCCAAGUGAAAUUUGACGGUCUGAAUGGUGUACGCAUCAGUUGGAUGUGAAGUUGUCACAUUGCUUGGUGGCCAGAAUAUUACCUCACUAACUAAAAUUGAUCCCUUUUU